GCAAAUAUGUGCACCAAUGAUAUGUAUUUGCCUGCUUAAUGAUGCUCAGUAUGCUCUUUGCUGCGGAGCCUGUGCACUGCACCAGAUUGUGAGCAGGGUGCCAUGGGAUAGGGCAGCUUGCCUUGCCGGACAAGCACACUGACCGAAAACGGCGCGGCUGACGAAGGAGUUCGGCGAAUCGUCCGCACCUCCGCCUUUGAGUGUCAAGGGCCUAGGAACGCUGAGAGCUCCAGAGGGCACGCCGCAGGAGGCACUUCACCCAGCCUUCGGAGACGGAAAGCCACGUGCGGUGCUCCCUGCGGCACAUCGCCCGCACCCACGAAUCCAGGGGACGGCCUCACCUCGGUCAGCACGGUCGGCCAAGUCUGCACAAUCGGGAUUUUCAGUGCCGCCAAGUACCUUGUCUCCUUCUGGGGAUGAUGAGCCCAGCUUCGUUGUGCCUUUGCAGUAUCCUGCGCGAGAUGCCAUCUGCAUAAUUCAGGGUAAGGCAGAGGAGGAGUUUGAAGAGUUUUGCAGGAGAAGAACUGACGAUGUUUCUGGGCGCCAAUAUCUGGAGUUCCUUGGCUUGCGACUCAUCCUCCACCCGGAGACCGGCUCCAAGGGCUGGCGAGUCGAGGUGCAGAAGGCGCUGCCUCAGGCAGUUCAAUUUUGGGAGCACCACAAAGGCAUCCGUCAAGGCGACCUUCUCACUGCAGUCGAUGGGAAUGAAGUUGCCGCAUUGGAUGGAGCCAUGCUGGAGAAGGCCUUCUUCCAUCGUAGUCGUAAAGGUCCACGUCACUUGGUCUUCCGGCGCUCGGUCUUGAAUCAUCUUCGAUGGCUCCGUGAGGGCCAAGUGGCCACCCCUUGGGAAGAGCAAGCAGAGCCAAAGGUGCUUUCUGGUGUACAGCGGCUCGCCGAAGAGGUGCGCGCGGAGGAGGACAGAAGGCGUGUGAUGGAACAACAAACUCUUUUGGCCCAAGAGUUGGCUGCAAAGCUCACACUCACCCAGGAAAGUGAACGUGAGUAUGUGAAAGCCGAAGCGGAGCUCUUUGCCGCCAAGAAUCUUCGAGACGAGAAGGAUGAACGGAUGGAGUCCUUGGUGGAGCAAAUGGCAAGGAAAACCGAAGAGACGGCACUGCAGAAGCUCAGCCAUGAGCAUGAGAUUCAUGCAGCUGAGAUGCAGGCUGAGGCUGAGGCCUGGAGGCGAAAGAAAGAUUCCAACUUGGAGGACUUUCUGAAGAAGGCCUCCAGCGAAUUGGACACUUUGGAAGCACAGGAGCAACAGAUGCUCAAGACCAAACAGUCGCUGGAGGGGAAGGUGGAGCUGCGGCGGCGCACGCUCGAGGUGGCCAAGACGGGCAUCCUGAAGGCCACAGAGGAUAUCAUCAGUGCCACACCGUGGAGAACCCCUGCCAAGCCGACCGACUAUGACUGCGCUGUUGUGAACUGGUGGCACAUGGUAGGCCCUGACCGACCAGCAUGGCAGGUGGCUGAUACACUUGAGCAGCGCUGCAGAUCGGCAGCCCUUCGUUUGGAGGAAGUGGAGACCUUUGCUGCACGAGCACUGAGCGAGGAGCAGGUUUUGGAGGCCAACUUGGAGGGCGAGGAGGCUUCUGCUGCCUCCUUUAGCCGACAGAAUGCUCAGCUUCAGGAGCAGCUUCGGAUCUUCAAGCUGAAGUCUUCAAAGGCAUUGGCAGAGAUCGAGGAGGAGGAAGGGGAAGCCGCAGCCCUCAAAGCCAAGCUCCUGGAGCGACAACAGGGUCAGCAACAGCUAUCACAGGAGAUGCAGCAUUGGUACCAUUCUGAAGAAUACCAUUUGGAAUUGGCCCAGCGUCAACUGGACUUUGACGAGAAGAAUAUGGGCCAUCAAAUUGAGCUGCUCCGGAAUCAAGAGACCAGGCAACGGCACCAACUCCGAGAUCAAGAGAUGAGGGACAAGGGCGAGAUCGUUCAGCAGAUGGAACAAGAAAUGGAAGCAGACAAGAGGAAGCUUGCUCUUGAGGUGCAGCAGCAGCAUCAGCGACUGAUCCUUCGACAGGGUCAGCUUGAGCAUGAUCUCCAACGCUUGCAAGAACAGCUCAGCCAGGACGAGGUGCGCGAACAGCAGAUGACCGAGGCAGUAGCACAAUCAGAGAGGCGCUUGCGACUGCAGCUGCACCAAAGUGAGUUGGCGAAGCAAGAAGAGAGUCAGCAGAUGCAAGAUGCCAUGGAGCAGGAGAAAGUCCUCGAAGCUCAGCAGCGCAGAGUGCAAGAAUUGUCGGACAAGCUGAAGGAUCUGGAGCUUCAGCAGAGCAUUUUGGCAGACAAAGAGGAUCAACUCCGUUUGGACCAGAUGGAAAGACAGGAGCAGGUCUUGCGAAAGCGGCAGGAGCAGCAACUUCGAAUGUGCCAAGUGCAGCUGCAAGAGAUGCGGAGUCAACAGGAAAUGUCAGAUCAGCAGUUCCGAUCGAAAUUGGAGCGGGUGCAACGCGAGCUGGAGCUGGUUGGACAGCGUGUGAAGGAUCUUCAGGAGCAAUUCCUGCGGACUCAUGAGGUGGCGGCGAGUGGCAAGGAAGAUCCUUUGCAGGUCCGCUUGAUCGAGAAGAAGGUGGAAGAAAUCGAGAAAGAACUUGUGAAAUUGAAAGAGGACUUGCUGCAGCACAGCAACUCCAUGGCGCAGCAGGAGCAGCGCGUUCAGGAUCAAGAAGAGCAGCUGUCAACUUUGCAGCAGGAUGUCUUGCGAGAGCUGGAGGAGCAUUUGGAAAAGCCACGCGAACGUGGACCAGAAGGGGAAGAGCUGCCAGAUUCCAGGGCCUUGAGGAAGAAGCUUGAGAAUGAUCGGGAGGAAGUGAUCAAACAGAUCGCUGCACAGCAGCAGCAGCGAAGCCUCCGAGCAGAACAGCAGCAACGGGUGAUUGACCGGCUGGGAGGCCAACUGGAGGUUUUGCUGAAACUUCUGGAAGACAUCAAAGCGAAUCCUGUGAUGACACCAACGGGUCGAGAAGGAUUGAAGACCAAAGCAUAUAGCACGGUGAGGCAACAAGAAGAAUGGAUGCAGCAGCUUGUGAGCUUGGAGCAGCAGCAAAAGGAGCUCUUCUUCGAAGAGCAGAGGCGCAUGGAGCGCUAUGAGGAGACCGCUGAACAUUGGAAGCUUGAGCAGGAAGCCUUGUCCAUGAGACAAGAAGCGGCAGAAGAAGCAGCACGUGAUGCAGAGCGCCAGGCCAUGGAGGAAGCUGCUAGACAUUUGGCUGAAGGAAAGCUUGUACCAGGUGCAAACUUGGAAGUGAUUCUGACCGAUCCGGGCCCCGUUGGCUUGACGUUCCACGCGGAUGACGAAACUCCUCCUCGAGUGCGGAAGGUGAAGAAAGAUAGACGCGAAUUCUGGGAGAAGCAAGGGAUGCAGGAUGGAGCGGUGAUUUUGGCCGUUGGUGAUGCCCCUACAGCACAUUUGACUAGUGCUGAGCUGCUGCCGCUCUUGAAUGGUCGACCCUUAAGACUGCAGUUCGCACUGGGCCCCGUGAGAACUGGAAUCAACAGCACAGACAACAAUGGACAAACUGCAUUACAUCGUGCUCUUGAGAACGGGGACGAGGCAGAGGCUCUGAAGAUCCUGGCAGAACCCACAUUCAAUUCCAUCAAUGUGCAGGACAAUCUUGGGAAGACUGCGCUUCAUUGGGCCGCAAGUGGUGGUAUGGGAGAGGCUUGCAAGGCAAUUCUGAGCCAUGCUGACUUCAACCAGGAAGAUGCAGUGGACUACAGAGGCAUAACUGCAUAUGAAGACGCAGAGGGUGCUGGUCAGACACAGGUUGUCAAGAUUUUUGACACGCACACAGCUGAAGCUGCUGAUGAACAAGAAGGAUGGUGAGCCAGAGAACUAUGCCACACAAUGCCAAAUUCAAAUCGAUCUUCCACCUGGAGCUGUCUUUCGCGUGAACUUCCAGUUGCUUGUUCUGUGGGGAAUGCAUGGAGCCGCUUGAGUCAUUGGUCAGCAGUGGUCAGCUAGCAGGCCUGUCCAAGAACGUGGACCUACGCGAUCAUGAAAUACGACUAGCACUCGUGCACUCGUGAAAACGAUCGCAGAUGUUCUAUGUAUAUAUCAUUAUAUAUCCUGCUAUGAUAAUAAGGCGAGGUCGCAGGGC
Molecule: messenger RNA, 4097 nt
Organism: Durusdinium trenchii
Lineage: Eukaryota; Dinophyceae; Suessiales; Symbiodiniaceae
Source: the annotation of a GenBank genome assembly